GGAGGCGAUGAACGAGAUGGAGGAUGACGCGAUGAGCAAGUCGGUGGAUGUUUCUGCGAUUAGUGGGAAGGUUGAUGAUGACUUGUGGAGUCUUUCUGAUACGGACAGUGUGGAUGCGAAGCUUGUGUGGUUGGAAGCUUGUGGGUGUGAAAUGAAUCCGGGACCGAACACGCUUGCACUUCAUGGACAGAUCUCUGUUGAAGGUCAGUAUUUCAGUCGUGGUCUGCUAUGUGAGUUAGGCUCUUUGCAGUACUUUCUUGAUCGCGUCCCGACGCCAAGGAGACAACAAGGAAUCGUUGUUCUUCCUCGCAACCCUGAUGUGACAAUUUCUAUCAACAAAAGUGACGGAGGAUGAACACGAAAUGAAGGUCAACUUUCAUCUUUAAUAUUCAGUGCUUCUACUAUAGUAUCGAAACAGACCAGUAACUAGAAGCAAACAACUAUGAACACAGCUCUACGUAUGUAUAGCAUGUACUAAUGGUUAGUGAUACUAGAAUCACAUGAUCAAUUCAUACAA
Corticium candelabrum is the source of this 517-nucleotide messenger RNA. RefSeq lists its product as uncharacterized. NCBI's taxonomy places the organism in Eukaryota, Metazoa, Porifera, Homoscleromorpha, Homosclerophorida, Plakinidae. The coding region runs from base 8 to 355 and encodes 115 amino acids. The transcript is spliced from 3 exons. The record is from RefSeq and is a predicted model, not a curated record.